AUGGAAGCGCGUAGUGGUGUAAAAUCGAACUGUUCUCUCUGGACAUCACUGUUCGCGGAUAAUGGUGUUGUUAACUCACCUGUUGGCGAUACGCCGAUUGUUGGAACAGAAGCUAUACGACGUCACUGUGAUCAAUGGAAUCAGUUACUUGGACCGCAAGGAAAUGGAUGGUAUCCACACGAUUUAUGGUCAGGCAAUAAUAUGGUUGCUUUUACAGCAACUAUCAGAGCUGUUAAUGAAGGUGGUUGCACGGUUAAUUUACAAGGAAUAAUUACACUCGAAUUCAAUGAUCAAGUAAGAGUCAACUUCGACUAAUAUUCUUUUUAUAUCCUAACUGAAUUGAUCAAUUAAUUUUAGCUCAAAGUUACAGAAUGGAAUCA
This is a messenger RNA of Didymodactylos carnosus, 380 nucleotides long. The record is from the annotation of a GenBank genome assembly. NCBI's taxonomy places the organism in Eukaryota, Metazoa, Rotifera, Eurotatoria, Philodinida, Philodinidae.